Molecule: messenger RNA, 4044 nt
Organism: Oncorhynchus nerka (sockeye salmon)
Lineage: Eukaryota; Metazoa; Chordata; Actinopteri; Salmoniformes; Salmonidae
Product: protein Wnt-6-like
Exons: 4
Coding region: 672-1745 (357 amino acids)
Biological process (GO): canonical Wnt signaling pathway; cell fate commitment; multicellular organism development
Cellular component (GO): extracellular region
Molecular function (GO): cytokine activity; frizzled binding
Source: RefSeq, a predicted model, not a curated record
CGGGUUGGAGAUGAGCGCAUUUCUUAUCCAAGGAAAAUACGUUCCCACUUGAAUACGGGUGGUGGGGGAAGGGGGGUGCACGAGCGCGCAGACACCUGGGUAAACUUGUGCGCUUUGACUACUACCCGUGAAUCGAAAAUGAACAACCAUUUCGAUGCGGAGCAACGCACAAAUCCAACCAAUGUUACCAAGGCCAAUACAAUUGAUUACUUUUGCGUAAUAACGUCAACAUUAAUUGUGGACGCGGAAUCUGCUGGGUCAUUGGGUUUACUUUUCUGCCCAAGGUCUGGCUGCAUCCCACCACCCCCGGGCUGUAGUAUCCUUGCUGCCAGAUUAAAAUCGCUGUGCUAUUGGAAUUUGUGUGUUUUAGUUAAGACGUGCUUGUCACUUCUUCCUCUGGCAUUUGAGCUUUGAAUCUGUCUGCCAGAGAAAGGACUAUGAAGAGGUUAACACAUUUCACCACGGAUGUUUCUUCCCUCUUGACCGAGUAAUCGAACGUUAGUGAUGCACCCAAAGAGGAGUUCAAUGGAUUUUUUGCGCGUUUCGUGGAGGUUCUAAAUCCUGCAGAUCACCAAUUUUGCAGGACGUCCCAAGAAAACAACAACACAUUAAUUGACGGGUCUAAUUUUUGAACGUAACUUUUUUUUGUUUGUUGGUAGGAUACUCUCAUCAUGACGAUUCUAUUAUCUCGGACUCAACUUGCCCUGUUUUUCAUUCUCCUAUGUCCGGUCAAUAUCAUUGGGUUAUGGUGGGCAGUGGGGAGCCCUCUGGUUAUGGAUCCCAACAGUAUCUGCAGGAAGACCAAGCGACUAGCGGGAAAGCAGGCCGAGCUGUGCCAGACCCAGCCAGAGAUCGUCCACGAGGUCGCCAAGGGUGCCAAGCUGGGUGUGCGGGAGUGCCAGUACCAGUUUCGCUUUCGCCGCUGGAACUGCACCAGUCAGAACAAGUACUUUGGCAAAAUACUCCAACAAGACAUCCGGGAGACAGCGUUUGUGUACGCCAUCACGGCGGCUGGGGUGACCCACGCGGUAACGCAGGCCUGCAGUAUGGGGGAGCUGCUGCAGUGUGGCUGUGAGGCGACCAGGAGCAGGGCUCCCCCCCGGCCUGCCUCCUUCUCCACCACCACCUCUGUCGAAGGAGUCAAGUGGGAGUGGGGCGGCUGCGGAGACGACGUGGAGUUUGGCUACGAGAAGUCCAAGCAGUUCAUGGAUGCCAAGAGGAAAAAGGGCAAGAGUGACAUCAGGACGUUGAUCGAUCUCCACAACAACGAAGCAGGACGACUGGCGGUGAGGAAUUAUAUGAGGACUGAAUGUAAAUGUCAUGGCCUGUCCGGGUCUUGCACACUCCGGACCUGUUGGAAAAAGAUGCCUCACUUUCGGGAGGUGGGUGAUCGCCUGCUGGAGAGGUUUAAUGGAGCUUCCAAGGUGAUGGGAGGCAACGAUGGCAAGACCCUGAUUCCUGUGGGCCAGAACAUCAAGCCUCCGGACAAACAAGACCUGAUCUACUCGGCCGAAUCGCCCGACUUCUGCUCACCCAACAGGAAGACAGGCUCGCUGGGCACGCGGGGCCGCAUGUGCAACAGCACAGCCAUGGACGUGAGCGGCUGUGACCUGCUGUGCUGUGAGCGUGGCUACCGAGACGAGACGGUGGUGUUUGAGGAGAACUGUCUCUGCCGCUUCCACUGGUGCUGCGUGGUGCAGUGUAAGAAGUGCUCGGUGAGGAAAGAGCUCAGUCUCUGUCACUAGCAUUACCACAGAGGAACUUGGUUGGUUUCAGGCCACUUCAGCCUCACAGGAAUGAUGCACUGAGAUCAGGCUCCCACAGUUCACUUCAGGAGCACGCUGAAAGAUGAAUGUCUUAUCUAGGAUCAUCUUGGACAGACAGCUGGAGGAACUCUCCUCUCAAGCUGUAGAACAGUCCAGAAUGGCCACCUACUUCAGUGCUCACCACAUAGAGCUCUAUGACCCUGAACUUAGGCUCUUUUUAAAAGUUACAUUUCAGCUCCCAGAACUUUCUAGAGCAGAAUGCUGGGUCCCAUGUCAUAUAAGACAAUCAGAAAGUUUGGUACUAUUCUCAGUCAUCUGUACAGAGCUGUUAGCCUCUAAAGCAGUGGUUCCCAAACAUGUUUGCACAGUGAACCACCCACCACAGGUCUUUAGAAUUAGCCAUUGACCCAGAAAAUAGCAUAACAACUGUUUCUAGCCUCAAACCCAAUGCUAGGACCCACUAAGAACAUGGGGCCUACAACCCACCAUUAGGGAAAAACUUUGCAUAGUCAGUUAACCAUGUUUCUACGAGGGGUGACUAUUGUAAAGAAAACAUAAUGACUUUGCAUGUGGAAAAUACAGUCAUGGUGAUAAAAUAUUUUCCUAUGUAACAUAAAUGUCCUUCAUGUGAAAGGUAAAUGGACAUGCUCAACAUGGAAUACAGUUUUUUUGUAUCUAGCACAAAAUGUAUAAAAAAGGGAAAUGUGGGGUUGUGUUUUUGGAAGACGAACCGAACCCCAUCUUGUUUCAUGGUGAGGAGCUGAACUGACAUCCGAGACUAUUAUUUAUGAAAUUUUUUAUGACAAGACUACUCAUAGUGAUAAGGUGAGGAACGUGCCUACCGUCUCUCUGAAAAGCACUUUGGAUGUUGGAGCUAUCUAUGUAAGCCAUUUGUUACAUUUCUGGUUUUGUUUGUUAGAGUAGUUUGCAAAUGGAAAACUUUUAUUUUUCGUUAUAUGGUGCAGUGUCGAGAAAGUAUGAUAUUAUGUUUAUCUGUUUAAUAUAAAGGGCUUUUGUAAUGCACUUUCAAUUAAAGCAUUGGUUACGUUAAGCUUUGUUAGGUAUAGUCAUGUUGUGCAGAAUAGCCAGUCACAAUCACAUACAAUGCUGACAAUGAAUCCAUACAUUGGUCUCUUUGAUAAGUCAACUUGCUGAAGUGAGUUGGAAGUUAGAAAGACCAUUUAUUUUUACUCUCUCCCCUAAAUUCUUUAAAAUAGGCAAAUAAGAUCUCCUUGCUUGUUUUUUUUUUGGGGGGGGGGGGAUAAAGCAUUCACUGUGAUUAAUAAUAAUAACGAUUCCUCAUGAGUUGUGUUGGUACCCAAACACGCUGUACAUUUUCCGUUGAUGUGCAUAGCUAUAAGUUAUUGAAAUGUACUGUGUCGUACCCUUCUUUUAGAGUACGUUUUUUUGUUGCUACUUACCUUUCAGGGAUCUGCAAGACAAGAAACCAUUGGCAAAACAAAGAGAGAGUACGAUGAGAGAUCACAUCGCUAUAAUUUAUUGCCAAUAUACCAUGGUUUAUGACCAGAUGAUUUCUGGCCAGAGUUCAUAGUUCAUAUUGUUACCAUGACAGUGACUACACACUGCACAGGAUCACUCUAUUCUCAGAGUUACUAGCUCUAUCUGUGGAAACAGCAACAUUUUGUGUUUAAUUUAAUCUAAAUACAGUUUUUGUACAAAAAAGAAUAUCACUUUAAGGGAGAAAGACUUGGUAAAACUGAACUAUUCUGACUGAGAUUUACUAAAAUAUUAGGCAUUCUUUACAUACAGUUAUGUUUAGCAGUAGAAUUGGUCACUGUACCAUGUUAAGUUUGGGUUGUAGUCGACCAAAUUAUGAAAUCAGACCAAAUGUGACAUUUCAUAUGUGAGAUAUAUGCAUGACUAAGCAAGGUCUUAGCCUAUCCAUUCCCCAUAGAACAACUUUUGGACUUGUUGGGCUGCCAGGAGCGUUUUACUGCUACUGUAUGUAUGUUUAAACAGCCCUUGUCAAAAUGGAAGAAGGUUGUUUUGUUGCUUUCUGGAUUCAAAGCAAGACACAAGUUUAGAAAACAGGAUUUUGUCAUGGAAUGUUGAAUGAUUUAAAGAUAAUUUCUCAGCAUUUGUUUGGAUUCUUAGACAUCAUUUGAUAUUCUCAUACUUAGUUGUUCAUUGAUUAAACUUGUAUUAUUCUACGAAGUUCAUUUCAUGUCCAUUUAGUUACUUUCCAGUUACAGUAUUUGUAUAAAUUUAAAUAAAUUGGCAAUUGAGUUUCUGCAUUUACUAUACAAAUAAAAAGUAA